ACACGGUAGUUAGUUCUGGAACACCAGUCUUUUUUUAUUCCUACGAAGGUCGAUUAGACAGACACAUUAGCAACUGUACUGAGUCGCUUUCUUCAAACACGAAGGCAUUUUCUUGUUAUAUUUCACUAGCUAGCUUUAUCAAUUGAAAAUGCCAAGAGGAAGCAGAAGCCGGACGUCAAGAAUGGCCACUCCAGCCAGUCAACAAAUGUUCCGUCCUCGCAAUAACCAUCUUUCACAUGGACACUGAAAAGAUCUGCAAAUGGCUGUAUGUGGUAUGGAUCGAGGACAGGAGAGGUGCUUAAAGGAAGGCGCACAGAUGGCCAAGGAAGUUGCACAGAACUUCCCCAACAUCCCCUCCCAAAUUGAUAUGGAAAUUUCAAAAACACAUGGAGCAACUGCAAAAAGAAAUGGCUGAGGACAUACUAAAAAUGUCUGAGUUCAACAAAGCCAACAACUGCUUCAUGUGUGCCACUGAUAAAAGAACCUGGAUGUGGCCCAAAGACUGACUGGGAUAUCCCCACCGCCUCCUCCCAUGGCCAGGGCUGCACCCCCACCAUCCUACGCUCCAGCGCCUGCCCGUGCCCCUCCGUCCGCCAUGGCUGCCCCAGCCGCUGCUGCUCCCCGGCAGCCAGGCAUGUUUGCGCAGAUGGCCACCACAGCCGCUGGGGUAGCCGUUGGCUCAGCCGCAGGGCACAUGAUCGGCCACGCAAUGACUGGAGGGAUGGGUGGAGGCGGGGGAAGCCAGGAGGCUGCCAAGCCUGAUGUCACCUACCAGGAGCAGCCCCAGCAGUACCAGCAGCAGUACCAACAGCCACCCAUGUACCAGCCAGCACAGUAUCAGCAGCAGCCCCAGUCCAUGUUCAAGCAGGAGCCUGCUCCACAGCAGGGAACCUGCUCCUACGAGUUCAAGCAGUUUAUUGAGUGUGCUCAGACCCAGAGUGACCCGAAACUCUGUGAAGGCUUCAGCGAGGUGCUCAAGCAGUGCAAGUUAUCCAAUGGGAUGUCCUGAGAGGGAGACGAACAACCCCAUCAACGCUGAACACACAUACACACAAUACUACUAAACAAGUCAUUUGUUUUGACAGUUGAUCAAAUAACUUAAUCAUAUGAACAAUAAAAGCAUUUCUCAGGUUGAUGCUGUGAAGCUUGUAAUAAGUUAUGUAUAUGUUUAAAUUUGUUUGGUUUGUUGCAAGUUUUAAUUUUUCCCUUUGUCCACCCAUUUCCAUCAUAUCUGGAUUAGGGUUGUACAGUCACAAUUUGCUUGUAACAAGCAUAGGAUCUAAUAAAGCUGAUGUGAAUCACAUUAAAUAA
Molecule: messenger RNA, 1311 nt
Organism: Salvelinus namaycush (lake trout)
Lineage: Eukaryota; Metazoa; Chordata; Actinopteri; Salmoniformes; Salmonidae
Product: coiled-coil-helix-coiled-coil-helix domain-containing protein 2-like
Exons: 7
Coding region: 533-1009 (158 amino acids)
Biological process (GO): positive regulation of transcription by RNA polymerase II; mitochondrion organization
Cellular component (GO): mitochondrion; nucleus
Molecular function (GO): sequence-specific DNA binding
Source: RefSeq, a predicted model, not a curated record